ACAACUUCCGGCGUGAUGGCGCACAAGAUUUGAAUUUGCCGUCGUGUUAGCUGCGUUUGGCACCUCGCUCUCGCUUAUUUACAGCCACAGGAGCCCGUUUGGUAAUCACACAUCAAGUGAAAUAUGUUUUAAUGUAUAUGCUGUUGUAGGUGCGUGUAAGACACACUGACGGAAAUCACUGAAACACUUCAAAAAAGCAGUGGAAACUAUGAAUGAGGACACCUGCAAAUUAUUUGAAAAAGUUGCCCAAAAGAUGGGCUGGUUUGAUGGGGGAGGACUGGACGAAGCAGAAAAAAAGCUGCUAAGCGCGAUUGGCAAGACUCGUCACGUUGCCACAAGUGGCCAUCGAUCAGCCUCACCCGCCCAGCUUGCCUCCUCGGACAGUGAAGAUGACCCAGAGAAGGAAAACCAGUACUCUAAGGGCAACAAUUACAGAAACAAGUCUUUGAUCGAGUCAAGUGACGAUGACGACCAAUUUCUUGUAGGAAGGGCUACACCGAAAGCUAAACCUGCCUCACAGAAACCAUGCAGUGCUGCGACGAAAGGCAGUUCAAAUAUUCUUGUGGUGACCUCGGAUGAUGAUGAUGAUGAUUCCAGUUUUGAAACAUUUCUGCAAAGAGUGAAAACACCUAACACCAAGCCGAAGAAACCAUCAGAAAGUGGGAGUGAAGAUAGCCUCAAAGCCUUCAUAGUAGAUGACUUCUCAUCAGACGAUGACUUUCUUGAGACGAAACCAUCCAUUAAAGUGUCCACAAAGAGCAAUACACCCGCAGCCCAACGUCCACUGAGAAAACCACUGUCUCAGUGUGACUCUCCAGUCUUUGUUAGUGACAGUGAUGAUGAUGAUGAUAAUAUUGUCAUCAAGAGCACAUGGAGGACUCGUCACUCCAAGCCCCAGACAAAGACUGGCACCAAUAAUACUCCACUGAGUGACGAAGCGAAGAGUUCGCCAUCACCUUUCUCUUCUCCCUUUCCUCGUCCUCCCCACAAAACUCCCACUUCGCUGGCCUCUCCUAAACGAACUCUUUCAGCACCCUCUAAGCUGGAUGAGUCGGCCAGUUCUGAGGAGGAGUUUACAUCCCUAUUGGAGAGACUGAAAAAGAAAAACAAGCUCCCUGGCACUUCAUUCUCACCCAGGACCACCCACGAGUGCAGUAAAGAGCCUCCUGUGUUAGUUCCUCCUGUAAAGGGAUUCAAAAAACCAGCCACACCUAAAUCAUUUGUGGAAACGCCUCGGCAUUUCAAGACACCAGGAAAAUCCACCAUCUUGAAGCCCAUAGUCAGUCAGACAGAGCCCAGACAUGGCCCCACCAGCAGGGUAGCAUUGUGUAAGACUCCAGGGUGCUUCCUGCAGUCCUUAUCAAAUCCUGGCACCACCUAUGGUCGCAAUUUUAAGCAGAACAAGGAAGAACUCACCAGCAAACUCUACCGGUUGUACAAUACCAGUGUGUUUGACAGUAAGUUCCCCACCGAUAUGUCCGUAACUUGGAAUAAAAAGAUGCGGAAAACAGCCGGGUACUGUGUCACAGGGCAGGAGCGAGGUGGAGGGAAUCGCUACGCCCGCAUUGAACUGUCAGAGAAAGUCUGUGAUUCUGCAGAUCGUCUCAGAGACACACUGAUUCAUGAGAUGUGUCACGCUGCUACCUGGCUGAUAAAUGGUGUUAGGGACGGUCACGGAAACUUCUGGAAGCUGUAUGCCCGCAAGUCCACAUUGGCGCAUCCUGAGCUGCCCAUGGUCACCCGCUGCCACAGUUACGACAUCAAGUACAAAUUCCAGUACCAGUGCACCCGCUGCCAGAAUACGAUCGGGCGUCAUUCCAAGUCACUGGACACGCAGAGGUUUGUGUGCGCCCUCUGCACAGGACAGCUGGUUUUACUAACACCCUCCAAGCCACGUGCACCAACACCUUUUGCCAACUUUGUCAAAGAGAAUUACGGGACUGUACGACAGGAGCUAGCAGGACAAAGCCACGCGGAAGUGAUGCGCAAACUGAGUGCCGACUUCUCCAAGACUAAACUCUGAGAUCUUGACACUCACUGUAUAUGGACUGAGCGACACAACACCAGGAAAUAUCUCAGUCAACUACUCUUACAUUCGUGAGCAGCUGUGAUUAUUAAUGUUCAGUCUUCUUUUCUGUUUUUCAUGUUUUGUCAAUGUUUGUGAUUAUUGGAUCCGCUGUAACUGGAAAAUCUGAGCCUAAACUGUGUGUGUAGAUGAGACAAUUCAGCACUUGAUCACACCAGUAUUGAAUAGAUAUUGGAGAUCAGUUUCUUAAGGGCAUUGGCAGACUAUAUGUUUUUAUAUUUUAUAUUUGAUUUUACUGUUAUGACCUCCAUAAAUAAAGUUUCAGUGAAUCACUGUUCAUUAAA
Molecule: messenger RNA, 2370 nt
Organism: Larimichthys crocea (large yellow croaker)
Lineage: Eukaryota; Metazoa; Chordata; Actinopteri; Sciaenidae
Gene: gcna
Product: germ cell nuclear acidic peptidase
Exons: 13
Coding region: 209-2023 (604 amino acids)
Cellular component (GO): nucleus
Source: RefSeq, a predicted model, not a curated record